AAAAAAAAAAAUGUCAAGAGUGUAUGAUAAAAUUCUCUUAAUUCUCAAUUUUAUGAAAAUUUAAAAUUCAGUAUUUCUCGAAACCCAGAGAAUUUAUGUUUAUUGAGUAUUUUCACAAUGGUUUCCUUUGCACCCGAUGAAGUUGGUUUAGCGGACAAAUCGCCCUGUGCCGGCAUUAGAGCUGAUCUGAAGAUGUGUUUAUUGGAGAGUGAUUGCUGUAGAAAGGAUAAAAAGACCCCCAGGGAAUGUCUACAAGCACAUUUAGUUCCAGAGGAAUGUAUGCAGCUUAGGCAUACAUUCUUUGAAUGCAAGCGGUCAUUGCUUGACAAUAGACGAAGGUUUAGAGGACACAAGGGCUAUUGAUGUGAUCAAAAGGUAUUUAUUUAGCAAUAGUUAGGUAAUAUUUUAUUUUGUUAUUGUUAUGUCAUGACUGAAAUACUGUUUCAAAUAAACAUUACUUUUUUAAAUUU
Molecule: messenger RNA, 470 nt
Organism: Pectinophora gossypiella (pink bollworm)
Lineage: Eukaryota; Metazoa; Arthropoda; Insecta; Lepidoptera; Gelechiidae
Product: cytochrome c oxidase assembly factor 5
Exons: 3
Coding region: 118-363 (81 amino acids)
Biological process (GO): mitochondrial respiratory chain complex IV assembly
Cellular component (GO): mitochondrion
Source: RefSeq, a predicted model, not a curated record